Messenger RNA from Fusarium coffeatum, 729 nucleotides. RefSeq lists its product as uncharacterized. The transcript has a single exon. NCBI's taxonomy places the organism in Eukaryota, Fungi, Ascomycota, Sordariomycetes, Hypocreales, Nectriaceae. The record is from RefSeq and is a predicted model, not a curated record. Bases 1 to 729 code for a protein of 242 amino acids.
AUGGUCCGAUUCCUCUCAUCGCUCCUUUUUGGAGCCCAGUUCUUAUCCACCGUGACAUCGCAUUCCAUCCUCAACAUGCUCCCACGCGAAGGACAAUAUCCUUACCCUAUAGUUGGAACCGAUGAACCAGCAGACUACGCAACCACGGGCAUCUUUCUGAACCACAUGGCCAUCAACACGCGAAAUCUCACUGCAAGCUUAGAUUUCUAUUCGAAAGUCUUCGGUUUCCGCAAAGUGUUUACGCUGCAGAUUACCAAGGCAUUCUCAAUCACGUACCUCGCCCAUGCUCAUGGUGGGAAGAAUGGGACAGGCUACCAAACCGCGCUGGAAAUGAAUCGCGAGAAGAACAAUGCGGAAGGUCUUCUUGAGAUUUGCUAUCUUGAUGUUCCUGUCAAGAAUAUUGAGUCCGGGGCUCAGCAUCCCAACACAUUUGGUCACAUCGGUAUUGUCGUGCCUGACAUCCAAGCAUUCCAGGAACGAUUGGACACUAUGCCGGAUGUUUCUGUUCCCAAGAGGUUUGGACAGCCGUUCAUUGAACUUGAUACGAAGACUGUGGUUGGUCCUGCUGUUGGACUAUUGCCUGAUCUUGUUGAACAACUUGAAGAGGAUGAGAGGCAGGCUAUUGUUCAGAACUUCGGACAGAGUGUUUUGCCUCUUAUCUUUAUUAGUGAUCCUGAUGGCAAUUUUAUCGAGGUUCAGCCCCAGGAAAGUCCUUCGUUGGUUGGGUAG